CUCCUCGGAUCCGCCCCAAACGGCAAUGUUAAGCCAAUCGCCAAAACCCGAUUCCAAGCGCAGCCAGCCAGCCAGCUACGUAGUGAUGUAGCCAAGCUCCAAGCCGAAGCUCUGAGAGCCGAACCCCCCUCUCUCCCAGAUAGCGCACGCGACCUCGUACUCACUUCCUUCCUCCUUCGUUUGCGUCGCAUCCGCAAGAGUCAUCACAGCAGCAAGCACAAGCACUGGCAUGGCAACCUUUGAGGAACGACUGCGUCAAUGGCAACAGCCGCCGCCGCCAGCGAGCCCGAACCCCAGCCCGAGCUCGCUCCCGCUGCCACUCCCGACCGCGCCCGCACCCUCGCUUCGCUCCUCACCGUCGUCCAUCACAUCCGCCGACGACGACGCCUCGUCCGACCACACGAUCUCGACGCACCUCGAGCCGAUCCGCACUGUUCCGAGCCGGCCCCGAAGCCAAUUCCAGUACGAGUUCUUCGACGAUGACGAAGAAGCUGAGAACGGGGAAAAACUGCCGCCGACAGGGAUCUUCGGCCCAGCUCGCGCGCAGCUGAAUUGUUUCUGGAGAAACCACAUCUCCGUCGUUGUUCCAGGGGCGGACGCACGUGACCAUCUCGCCCUGGAGCGAACCUACCUCUCCUACCACCGCACGUCCCUCGCUUUAGCGCUUCUCGCCGUAAUAGUCGCACAACUCCAGAUCCUGCAGCACUCGCCCAACCCCGACCCCGUGUUUGGCUUCUACGCUCUCGGAAAACCUCUGGCCGUCGGACUGAUCGUGUGCGCGAUCUCCAUCAGCCUGCUUGGGUGGGUGCGGUGGUGGCAUUGGCAGCGCACGCUACUGCGCGGGAAGGCGCUGGCGGGUGGGCCAGAGCUCGCAGCGGUGGGGGGGAUUGGCGCGCUGGUCAUUGUCGCGUUCCUCGGAAUGGUAGCGGCGGUCGAUAUUAGGAAGAGUUAUUUUACCAGGCAUGAUGAUACGUGAUGGAGGGGAAGGGAAAGAGGAAUACGAUAAUGCUUGGAUUAGAGGGAGGGGAAGGGAAAGAGGAAUA
Tricharina praecox is the source of this 1043-nucleotide messenger RNA. RefSeq lists its product as uncharacterized. The record is from RefSeq and is a predicted model, not a curated record. The transcript has 2 exons. The coding region runs from base 230 to 976 and encodes 248 amino acids. NCBI's taxonomy places the organism in Eukaryota, Fungi, Ascomycota, Pezizomycetes, Pezizales, Pyronemataceae.